CCUGUAGUGCACUUCGUGUCCAGAAGGGAGAGGUUUGGGAUUCGCCCCCGCAGCGGAGAACAUGGCGGCGCUGCUGCAACAUGGAAGCCGCUACAGUAAACACAUUACCAGCGGGCGUCUUUGGUCUCUGGCGUCUCGUAGCAUUCAUUCACACUGUGGCAGGGAUAAAGCACUUUUCAGUAGCGGUUUAGGGAAGAUCUCGAUAUGCAGUAACUGUGCUGGAUGGCGGAUUACAGCGCAGCCCAGCCGGGGUGUGAAGUCACAACUCAUUCAGCAAAUCCUGAACAGACCCCUGAGUCCAACAUUUCUAGGGCUGAGCAAAGUGAUCUGCAGAAACAGUUUGCUCACUGAUCCAGUGGGAUUGUGGAGGAGUCUUGGUGGUGUCAGUUAUUUCAGCAAAUCCUCUGAUAGACAACAGAAGAAAGAUGGAUCGAACAAGAAAUCAUCCAAAGAAGAAGAAGAGGAAAAGAAGAGGCGCGAGCAGGAGAAUCAGAUGUACAAGGAGCGCCUACGCAUUCUCUUCAUCAUCGCUGCUUGCAUGAGCCUGCUAAACCUGUUCACCGCCAAUGGAGGGAACAUCUCUUGGAACGACUUUGUAAACGAGAUGUUGGCCAAAGGCGAGGUGGCACGGGUGCAGGUGGUGCCAGAGAGCGAGAUCGUGGAGAUCGACCUCCACCCUGGGGCUGUGAUUUUUGGCAGGCCUAGACUUGCCCUGACGUACCGCAUGCAGGUGGCCAACAUUGACAAGUUUGAGGAGAAGCUGCGUGCUGCAGAGGAGCAACUCAAUAUAGACCCCAAGGACAGAAUACCAGUGUCCUACAAGCGCACAGGCUUCUUUGGGAAUGCCCUGUACGCUCUCGGCAUGGCUGCUGUCGGCGUUGGAAUCCUGUGGUACAUCUUCCGUCUGGCAGGGAUGGGUGUAAGAGAGGGUGGAUUCAGUGCUUUUAAUCAGUUAAAAAUGGCAAAGUUCACCAUCAUUGACGGAAAGUCUGGGAAAGGUGUGAGCUUCAAAGAUGUAGCCGGGAUGCAUGAGGCCAAGAUGGAGGUGAAGGAGUUUGUGGACUAUCUGAAGAGUCCAGAGAGAUACUUAAACCUGGGAGCGAAGGUACCCAAGGGCGCGCUGCUGCUCGGGCCACCAGGCUGUGGCAAAACACUGCUGGCUAAGGCAGUAGCUACUGAAGCCCAGGUGCCCUUCCUCGCCAUGGCUGGCUCCGAGUUUGUGGAGGUGAUUGGAGGCCUUGGUGCUGCGAGGGUGAGGAGUUUGUUUAAAGAAGCGAGGACGCGGGCACCCUGCAUUGUCUACAUUGACGAGAUUGAUGCUGUGGGAAAGAAACGGUCCACUAACAUGUCCGGCUUCAGCAACACCGAGGAGGAGCAGACCCUCAACCAGCUGCUUGUGGAAAUGGAUGGAAUGGGUACCACUGAUCACGUCAUUGUCUUGGCGUCCACCAACCGAGCAGACAUUUUGGACAAUGCACUGAUGAGACCAGGCCGGCUAGACAGACACAUAUUUAUUGACCUCCCCACUCUCCAGGAGAGAAAGGAGAUCUUUGAGCAGCAUUUGAAGAUCCUGAAGCUUUCCCACCCUGCAGAUUUCUACUCCUUGCGUCUGGCUGAGCUCACACCUGGCUUCAGUGGUGCUGACAUUGCAAACAUUUGCAAUGAAGCUGCUCUUCAUGCAGCCCGCGAAGGCUACAAGUCCAUUGAUACCUUUAAUUUUGAAUACGCUGUGGAGAGAGUUAUUGCAGGCAGUGUGAAGAAGAGCAAGAUCUUGUCCAAAGAGGAGCAGAGGGUGGUGGCCUUCCAUGAGUCGGGCCAUGCGCUUGUUGGCUGGCUGCUGGAACACACAGAAGCUGUCAUGAAGGUGUCGAUAGCUCCCAGGACCAAUGCGGCUCUAGGCUUCGCUCAGAUCCUGCCGAAGGACCAGUACCUGUUUACCAAAGAGCAGCUUUUCGAGAGAAUGUGUAUGGCUCUGGGUGGAAGAGCCUCUGAAGCCAUUACAUUCAACAAAGUCACCACAGGUGCUCAGGAUGAUCUGCGGAAGGUGACGCGUGUUGCCUACGCCAUGGUGAAGCAGUAUGGCAUGGUGCCCAGCGUGGGCCAGGUGUCCUUCCCUGAAACCGAGGAACAGGCUGGUAUCGGGCGCAGGCCCUUCAGCCAGGGCCUUCAGCACCAGAUGGACCAUGAAGCUAAGAUGCUAAUUGCUCGUGCAUACAGACACACUGAGAAACUGCUCCUGGACAACAGGGAUAAACUUAUACUGUUGGCCAAUGCACUUCUUGAGCGAGAGGUGGUGAACUACGAUGACAUAGAGGCACUGCUCGGUCCCCCUCCACACGGGCCCAAAAAGAUGAUCGCCCCUCAGAGCUGGAUCGAAGCUGAGAAGGAUAAGCAGGAUGUGGGAGAGGAGGAGCCUCCCAUACCCCCCAGAGCUCAGAGGAAGGAUGAGGAAGAGGAGAAUGAGAACCUGGGGCCAGCGUGAUCCUCAGAGCUCAGAGUAUAUAUCAAAACGAGAGUGCAAAUCUCAUGCAGGGAACUGUGGGUAAUGUGUGCUUCUUAGCAAAGAAGGGAAGAAGGCUAUUCUUCUGAGGAUCAGUGUGAAGAUGGCACUUAUAGGAGAAAGCUGGUUGGUCAGCUCUAGGGAGAUAAAUGUGAUUACUUGCAGUGUUUUUACACACAGUUGCUGUUUAAAGCAGUUGUCUGCUUAUGCUUAAGUGGUAAUGGACAUCCCUUAAUUAAUUAAAGCGGGCUGUGCACUGUUUAUUUAUUUUGACAUGGAGUAUGUAGUGAGGCUAAGCUUCUAUGAUCCGCCAUGCUGACAUGUACUUUAAAAACACUGAUUUAGAAAUAAUUAUUAUUGUCACAGAUGAGAAUUAAUCUGCAGAACCCCACAUGUUGAAUACAUGUAAACGAUUUUGUAUAUUUUCCUUUCAAGUGCAUGAUCUGUUAUAUAGAUGUUAUUUUUGUGUUCAAUAAGUUCAACAGCACUGCAAUUGUUCUUUUAUUCGGAACUGAAAGAGUUAUUUUACAAAAUAAGUCAUGACAAAUAAUUUGCCGUUUUGUAAGAAAUAAAUAUUAAAACAAACAUUUCUUCAAAAACAAGAGUCACUAACAAACCAACAAAAUAAUAAAAAAAGGAAUUAUAGGUG
Molecule: messenger RNA, 3149 nt
Organism: Pangasianodon hypophthalmus (striped catfish)
Lineage: Eukaryota; Metazoa; Chordata; Actinopteri; Siluriformes; Pangasiidae
Gene: spg7
Product: SPG7 matrix AAA peptidase subunit, paraplegin
Exons: 17
Coding region: 62-2482 (806 amino acids)
Biological process (GO): protein-containing complex assembly; mitochondrial protein processing
Cellular component (GO): m-AAA complex; membrane
Molecular function (GO): ATP binding; metalloendopeptidase activity; zinc ion binding
Source: RefSeq, a predicted model, not a curated record